AUGUCCAGGCAGUCAACCAUCACUUUCCAGACUGGCAGCCGUCGGGGCUUCGGCACAGCUUCAGCCAUCACACCAGCACACGGUCGCUCUCGCUUCAGUUCCAUCUCCACAGUCCGGCCCACUGGGGCCAGAGGAGGACUGGGGAGGGUCAGCGGACAAGGGGCUGCCUUUGGAAGCCGCAGCCUCUACAACCUGGGUGGCUCCAAGCGGGUCUCUGUGGGAGGUUGUGGCAGCAACUUCAGGAGUGGCUUUGGGGGCAAGGCAAGCAAUGGAUUUGGAGUCAGCAGUGGGUUUGGGUAUGGAGGAGGGCUGGGAGGGGGCUUUCCUACCUGCCCCUCUGGGGGUAUCCAAGAGGUCACUGUCAACCAGAGCCUCCUGACUCCCCUGAACCUGCAAAUCGACCCCGCCAUCCAGCGAGUGCGGAAGGAGGAGAAGGAGCAAAUCAAAACUCUCAACAACAAGUUCGCCUCCUUCAUCGACAAGGUGCGUUUCCUGGAGCAGCAGAACAAGGUCUUGGAGACCAAGUGGAGCCUCCUGCAGGAGCAGGGCACCAAGACCGGGAGACAAAGCCUGGAGCCCCUCUUUGAGGCCUACAUUAAUGGCCUCCAGCGGCGGCUGGACAACGUCAUCAGUGAGAGGAGCCAGCUGGAUGCUGAGUUAAGGAAAAUGCAGAAUGUUGUCGAAGAUUUCAAAGUCAGGUACGAGGAUGAAAUUAAUAAGCGCACUGCAGCGGAGAAUGAGUUUGUGGCCCUGAAGAAGGAUGUGGACACUGCCUACAUGAACAAGAUAGAGUUGGAAGCCAAGGUCAACUCUCUGACUGAUGAAUCCAACUUCUUCCAGAUGUUCUUUGAAGCGGAGCUGGCCCAAAUGCAGAACCAGGUCAGUGAUACAUCCGUGGUCCUGUCCAUGGACAACAACCGAUCCCUGGACCUGAAUAGUAUCAUCACUGAGGUCAAGGCCCAGUAUGAGGACAUUGCCAACCGCAGCAGGGCUGAAGCCGAGUCCUGGUACCAGUCUAAGUAUGAGGAACUGCAAGUCUCUGCGGGCCAGCACGGUGAUGACCUCCGCAACACCAAGCAAGAGAUCUCUGAGAUGAACCGGAUGAUCCAGCGGCUGAGAGCUGAGAUUGAUGGUAUCAAGAAGCAGUGCUCUAGUCUGCAGACAGCUAUCGCCAAUGCAGAGCAGCACGGGGAGCUGGCCCUCAAGGAUGCAAGGGCUAAGCUGGUAGAGCUGGAGGAGGCCCUGCAGAAGGCCAAGCAAGACAUGGCCCGGCUGCUGCGUGAGUACCAGGAGCUGAUGAAUGUGAAGCUGGCCCUGGAUGUGGAGAUCGCCACCUACAGGACGUUGCUGGAGGGCGAGGAGUGCAGGCUUAGCGGAGAAGGCGUUUCUCCAGUUAAUAUCUCCGUUGUCACCUCUACCAUGUCCAGUGGCUACAGCGGUGGCAGCAAUAUGGGAGGGCCAGGCUUGGGUCUCAAUGGAGGUAGCGGCUACUCCUUCAUGCCCAGCAAGCACAGCAGCCACAACCUGGGUGGGAGCCUGGUGGGUUCUGGCUUUAGCACCAAUAGCUGCCGCAGCCUGGGGAACAAUGGCUCCAGCCUCAAGUUUGUCUCUACCACGUCCUCCAGCCAGAAGAGCUACAAGCACUAA
Molecule: messenger RNA, 1647 nt
Organism: Suncus etruscus (white-toothed pygmy shrew)
Lineage: Eukaryota; Metazoa; Chordata; Mammalia; Eulipotyphla; Soricidae
Product: keratin, type II cytoskeletal 75-like
Exons: 9
Coding region: 1-1647 (548 amino acids)
Biological process (GO): intermediate filament organization; keratinization
Cellular component (GO): keratin filament
Molecular function (GO): structural constituent of skin epidermis
Source: RefSeq, a predicted model, not a curated record